GACGUACAAUCUCAGCCUCCGUGCCCUGAGCUUCCACCUUCUGCCUGACCUGCUCUCACUGUUUCUGCCCCUUAGCCAGGAUCAAGGAGGCUCUUCUUGUCCACAGCACCAUGGCCCCCAAGAAAGUAGAAACAAAGAAACCGGAACCCAAGAAGCCAGAGCCGAAAAAGGAGGCUGCCCCGGCCCCAGCAGCUGCCAAACCGGCCCCUCCAGCAGAGCCUGAGCCUCCUAAGGAGCCUGUGUUUGACCCCAAGAGCAUCACCUUGGAAUACAGUUCUGACCAGAUUGAGGAGUUCAAGGAAGCGUUUCAGCUGUUUGACCGCACGCCCAAGGGCGAGAUGAAGAUAACCUUUGCUCAGUGUGGCGAUGUGAUGAGGGCCCUGGGCCAAAACCCCACCAACGCCGACGUUCUGAAGGUUCUGGGGAAACCCCGGCCAGAGGAGAUGAACUCAAAGCUGGUGGACUUCGAGACCUUCUUGCCCAUGCUCCAGCACAUCUCCCGGUCCAAAGAUCAGGGCAACUUUGAGGACUUUGUUGAGGGCCUAAGAGUCUUUGACAAGGAAGGCAAUGGAACCAUCAUGGGGGCAGAACUGAGGCAUGUUCUGGCAACUCUUGGAGAGAGGAUGACUGAGGAUGAGGUUGACCGGCUGAUGGCAGGACAAGAAGAUGCCAAUGGCUGCAUCAACUACGCUUCUUUCGUCAAGCAUAUUCUGUCUGGUUGAAUUGGAUUUAUAGAAAGCAUUGAAGCAAAAAUGUAGCCAACAAUUUCAAAGCCUGUCUGAAGGAUAUGGAUGUGGAAGGGGUAAAUCAGUGAACUGGACUUAUUAAAAUAAACCGCAGUAUUUAGUAUUUUCGUUAUUUUGUAGCUCACUUCAUCACUUGAUAUUCCAUCACCCCAACUUGUUUAGCACCUGAUCAAAUGUGGACAGAAGUGUCAAAAAGUGGGUGGCGAUUUGAUUUGUUUGGAUUGGACAGAUACAAUGACUGUGGCCAUGUAUAGGUUUUGUGCAUAUUGUCCAAAAUCAAAUAUGUUUAGCAGGAAACAUGCAUGCAAUUAUGAAAGCAUUCAGACGUAAAUGAGACACUGUGCAUUCAUCAAGAAAAAGAUGCCAUGUUAGUGCAGUCUGAAAUAUGUUUUUAAUGUUACCUUACAUAAGAAGCAAUAUUUCCGUCUGUCAAUCAAUGCAACAAUAAAUAAAUUCAUAAAUAA
Messenger RNA from Colossoma macropomum (tambaqui), 1210 nucleotides. Its product is annotated as myosin light chain 4-like. Lineage: Eukaryota; Metazoa; Chordata; Actinopteri; Characiformes; Serrasalmidae. Gene Ontology annotation, molecular function: calcium ion binding. Gene Ontology annotation, cellular component: myosin II complex. The transcript has a single exon. The record is from RefSeq and is a predicted model, not a curated record. Bases 111 to 722 code for a protein of 203 amino acids.